AUGGCCGAGCAAUCGGCAGUCCGGUUCCGAGAGAGCUGCAAAGCCUGUGCGGACUCCAAGAUCAAGUGUUCCAAAGAGAAGCCGCGCUGCACCCGGUGCACACAGCGAGGCAUAGCAUGUGAAUAUCUGGCUGUCCAAAAGACUGGCAGGAAAUCCCGCCCUCGACCAGACUCCCAACAGUCUCAGCAGCAACAGACGACUGCGGGAAGCACAACUUCACCGACUUCUGCCACGACAUUAUCCCACGUCACUGCCAACGAUAAUCCAACGGAUCCUGCUCCGCCCUCGUCCCUCCUACCGCAAUGGGGACCACUCGAUAUGGAGAUGGUGCCCUGUAGCAGCCAGGACUAUCUGUCGUUGCUGCCAUCCAGUCUCGAUUUCCCAUUCACACAUCAGCUCUCCACGGAAAGUCAACAGACCUCCGAGACUACAGCCGAUUGUGUCCUCCAGCUGAAUACUCGUUCGAUCGCCUCACGCGAGACUCCGGCCUCCGAGGACCAUGCUAUGAUUCAGAACGACGUGCUGUUGUGGGCGCAACAAGACCACCAGCCUGACCGCGAUCCGGGCGGACGAAAACGAUCCAGAACUAGCAACGACAGCUCGGGCUCGUACUGCAUAGCGGAUAAACAGAAUUUCCAGGAGGAUUUCGACAUUCUUCAACUUGAGGUUCCGUCUCAGCAAAAGCCCCAGCGAAUCAACACUGCCUUGCGGCUCAUGGCACAGCUUUGUCGCAUAGAGACGACCAUGUUACUAUCCAGCGACUGUCCACCGGAACCUCGAUGCCGCGCCGACGCGCUCGUGGACAAGUGCAAAGAGGUGACGCUCAAAGUCAGCGAACUGCUACAAGACUUCGGUCCCGGGUCUGAAGAUGACUAUUUUCUGGUCAUUAUUUGUCUUGUCACGUCUAAGCUGGUCGAUCUUUACGCCAAGGCAGCCCAGAUUGUUGACACCCGUGCUGUCGACGAGCCGGGAGACAAUGUUCUAUCAGCAUCAUCGACCAACUCGUCUUGGUCCGCAACGGUGCCAGAAUCUGCAUUCGGCGACUAUCCGGCCGAUGGGUCAAGAAGCUCCAGGACUGUGUUGAUAUUACUCAACGAACUUCAUCAGGUGCGGGUGUUGAUGGACAAUCUAAAGGCCAAGAUCGGACAUGCCGCUUCAGAAGACGACUGGCCGGUGGUUAACGAUCCGACCCCGUCGGACCAGCAUGAUGUCAUGAUAGCAUUCCCGAUCUACUCAGACAUUCUCGGUCAACUAUUUGACAAACUUAGAAAGCGGCUCGGUGAAACGUCUCUUGCGUUGAUCGACAAGGAAAAACAGUUCUGGAUGCGAAAGGAGUGCUUCUAG
Colletotrichum karsti is the source of this 1344-nucleotide messenger RNA. RefSeq lists its product as uncharacterized. The record is from RefSeq and is a predicted model, not a curated record. Lineage: Eukaryota; Fungi; Ascomycota; Sordariomycetes; Glomerellales; Glomerellaceae. Gene Ontology annotation, biological process: regulation of transcription by RNA polymerase II; aflatoxin biosynthetic process. Gene Ontology annotation, cellular component: nucleus. Bases 1 to 1344 code for a protein of 447 amino acids. The transcript has a single exon. Gene Ontology annotation, molecular function: DNA-binding transcription factor activity, RNA polymerase II-specific; DNA binding; zinc ion binding.